Messenger RNA from Magnusiomyces paraingens, 2490 nucleotides. RefSeq lists its product as uncharacterized. Gene Ontology annotation, molecular function: glycosyltransferase activity. Bases 1 to 2490 code for a protein of 829 amino acids. The transcript has a single exon. Gene Ontology annotation, cellular component: membrane. The record is from RefSeq and is a predicted model, not a curated record. Lineage: Eukaryota; Fungi; Ascomycota; Dipodascomycetes; Dipodascales; Dipodascaceae.
AUGUUUCAGCAACCCAAUGGCUAUUAUGGCUUUCAAGCCAGGCCGAAAACAAAAAAUCGGUUUAGAAUCACUGGGUAUUUGUCCCGUCGAAUGAUUACAACCAUUUCCGCCAUUUUUUUCUUCACAGCUCUUGUUAUACUUGUUAUUUCGAUACCGAGCCACAGAAAAUCUGCUUCAGAAACAUCAACUACAUUUAAUGGCUUUAGAAGGAACCAAAGACCACAUGGUUUGUGGGGGGGAAGGCACCAAACAUAUCCACCUCCACCUCCACCUCCUUCGCUCCGCGACCGUCAUCACAAGCAAAAACUACUUGAAUAUACAUCUCCAGGAGAACUUUCUUACGGGAAAAAGGGCAAAAAAUUGGCUUACCACCCAGGUUCAGAGCGUAACAGUUUUGUUAUGGAUGAUGCGUGGCGACCACACGAUGCCUACGGUGCAGCUCACAAACGCCAGUCCACCCAACUGAUCGAAAGUCUACGACCCGAGCAACGGCCACUAAAUGACUACCCAAGUAGAUCAGAGUUUCUUAAACAAACUCUAGUUUCUGACUAUGCUCAAGGUGCUGAAAACAUGUUUUUAAUGAUUAAGACUGGUGCUACAGUACUGUGGAACCGGUUGCCAAUUCACGCAGCCACUACACUUACCCGAGUACCAUAUUUUGGUCUCUAUGCUGAUCAAUCGUCUUCGCUUGCAGGAUAUGAGGUUGUUGAUACAUUGGCUAACGUUUCGGAGACCACACGCAAGUCUGAACAAUUUAAACUUUAUCGAGAACUUCAACGGUUGCGGAACACACACGCUAUUGUUGAUCCAGGUCACACACCAUUGACGGGUGGUUGGGAUCUUGACAAGUUUAAGAAUCUUCCAAUGUUGGAGCAUGCAUGGAAAACCGCUCCAAAGCAUGUUCGUUGGUUUGUUUUCAUGGAUGGUGAUUCGUAUAUUAUGCUUGAUAACCUUCUCGAUUAUUUAAAUAUGUUGGAUCACACAAAACCAUAUUACAUCGGUAACCAUCAAGUUAUUGAGGAUCAGCCAUUUGCACAUGGAGGGUCUGGUGUGGUUUUGUCACGCGCCGCAAUGAACAUGACGUUUGGAACUUAUGAAGGACUUGCUCGAGAGUACGAGGCCCAAACGCUGGACGUUUGUUGCGGCGAUUUUAUGGUAGCUGCUAUGCUGAAGAAAUUUGAUGUGGGGUUGUUAACAGUGCAAGAUGACUGGAACGACUUCUGGAAACAAGGAGAUACUUAUGAUAGUUGGUGGCGCAGAAACCUCGAACGUCGCGAAAGAGAGGAGUAUGAAGCUGGGUCACGCAUUUUCCAAGGAUCAAAUCGUGUGGGACAAAAGUUCACCAAGUUCCCUCAUUGGGAUUUGGCCAUAAAACGGUCCGAAUGGUGUAACAAAGCUGUCAGUUUCCAUCAUUUGAGCUCCAUGGAUGUUGAAAUUCUGUGGGAAUAUGAGCGAUUACUUUCUCCAGAACAAAAGCGUCACAUCACUUAUGCUGACAUUUAUCGCGACUUUGUUGCUCCAUACAUUGAGCCAUUUAUGCCUGGUUGGAAUAGCAUGGCUCGUACUAAAGAAUACUCCAAGCAAUCUUUUUUGGAAGCUUUAGAAAAAUUACGUCAAGAACGUGCAGAUAAAGAGCUAAAAUUACAAAAUGGCGAAACAAUCGAUGAAGAAGAGGCUUUACGUCAAAAAAAGGACGAAAUUGUGGGUGAUGACGAAGAUAUUGACAGUGGUAAGCAUCCAUGGAAUUCACCAUAUUUGUGCCAGCAAAAGUGUCUGGAUGAUCCUUAUUGCUUGUCUUGGAGAUAUCUUCCUGAAGAAAGUUACUGUGCAAACGAUGAUGCAGUACGGCUUGGUCGCCCAGCUUUGGAUUAUCUUAAAUAUGAUGAGGAAGAAGCUGGUCGCAAACUUGGUGGUGCUGUUAGUGGCUACAUGAUUGAUCGAAUCCGCCGGAUUCGUCGUACAAAGGAUUGCGAUGUUCUUGGUCCAGAUUCAGCCAGUAUCGCAGCGUACCGGGAAAAGGCCAAGCAGAGAGAAAAGAGAUACUCUGUUCUUGAUAAAAAGGCACAGGAAACUGCCAUAGCAGCAGGACUUAACGUAUAUACCCCGCCAGCUCGAGCUGAAGACCCAGAAGCAAUGUACAAAGUUGAGCGCCAAAGAGUGCUCGAUUCUUCAAGUAAAGCUAAUAUUGCAGCAUUAGAAAAUGCUUUGGCAGUUAUCCGGGCUGUGGGGAAAGAGGAUGAUACUACUUCAAACAAGGGGAUUUCCCAAAAAGACCGCUAUGAAGGGUGGUAUCUGCGUGCAAGAAUAGCAAACAGGAUAGAUGAGGAACGAGAAAGAAGCAAACGUGAUGUGGAUGAAAGAUUACACAGAGGCGAAGCGGUUUAUGGAAAUGCAUUAUCAGAAGAAGAAGCAUAUCUUUUUAACGACCGCAGCAGGCAUAUUGAUGGUCUAAAAGAAGUUUAUAUGCGUGAGAUGAAUGGAACGGUUUGA